Molecule: messenger RNA, 2500 nt
Organism: Catharus ustulatus (Swainson's thrush)
Lineage: Eukaryota; Metazoa; Chordata; Aves; Passeriformes; Turdidae
Gene: LIX1L
Product: limb and CNS expressed 1 like
Exons: 6
Coding region: 1-1014 (337 amino acids)
Biological process (GO): autophagosome maturation
Cellular component (GO): cytoplasm
Source: RefSeq, a predicted model, not a curated record
AUGGAGGCGGUGCGGGCGCAGCGGCUGCAGCCCGGGGUGGGCGGCGGGCCCCGCGGGGCCCGGCCCGGCCUCACCGGGGCCCCGGCGGGGCUCGGACCGGCAUCGGGAACGGGCUCAGGGCUGGGGCCGGGGCUGGGGCUGCCGCCGCCGCCGCCCCCGCUGGGUCUGCAGGGCCCCCCCGCGCCCCCCGGGACGGGGGCCGGGGCCGUGCCUGGGCCGCCCGCAGUGCUGCGGGAGGCGGUGGAGGCCGUGGUGCGGAGCUUCGCUAAACACACGCAGGGCUACGGCCGCGUGAACGUGGUGGAGGCGCUGCAGGAAUUCUGGCAGAUGAAGCAGUCGCGCGGGGCCGAGCUGCGCAACGGCGCCCUGGUGCUGUACGAGAUGGUCCCGGCCGCCAGCCCCCCGUACGUCUGCUAUGUCACCCUGCCCGGGGGCAGCUGCUUCGGCAGCUUCCAGUUCUGUCCCACGAAGGCUGAGGCGCGCCGAAGUGCUGCCAAGAUCGCGCUGAUGAAUUCCGUGUUCAAUGAGCACCCUUCCCGCCGGAUCACUGAUGACUUCAUUGAGAAGAGUGUCUCUGAGGCCCUGGCAUCCUUCAAUGGUAAUCGAGAAGAGGCAGAUAAUCCCAACACUGGCAUCGGGGCCUUCCGCUUCAUGCUGGAGUCCAACAAGGGAAAAUCCAUGCUGGAGUUCCAGGAGCUGAUGACGGUUUUCCAGCUGUUGCACUGGAACGGGAGCCUGAAGGCCAUGCGGGAGCGUCAGUGCUCACGCCAGGAAGUCCUGGCUCACUAUUCCCACCGUGCUCUGGACGAUGACAUCCGGAACCAGAUGGCCCUGGACUGGGUGAACCGGGAGCAGAGCAUUCCGGGUGCCCUGUCCCGGGAGCUGGCAGCCACAGAGCGGGAGUUGGAUGAGGCCCGGCUGGCCGGGAAGGAGUUGCGAUUCCAUAAGGAGAAGAAGGACAUCCUCCUGCUGGCAGCUGGCCAGCUGGGCUCAGCACACUCCUCUGGCUGCUGAACCCUAGGAUCCCACCUCGGGAUCCUUCCUGGUGCUCCCAACACCCUUUCCUGAAUCCUGGCCCGUUUGCACAUUUGAAAGAAAUUUAGGGAAAAAGCUCCUGAAUGGAUCCUGUUGGAGCUGCUCGUCAGUCUCCUCAUUCCCUAGAGAAUUUCUUAUUCUCUUGAGAACCCCUGAUUUGCUAGGGAACUUUUGUUCGCUGGGAAUUCCUUGUUCCUUACCUAUUUUUUUAUGUCCCUUAUUUUCGGGGCUGAAAUCACAGAUUUUUUCCUCUCCACACUCACAUCGAUACUGGAGCAGGUGGGAUUCCAUGGAAUCCAGUGUUUCCUCUGGAAAAGCCUGUUGGAUCCAAUGCCUGGCACUCCCUCCCUCCUGUAGGCAGAUCCCAGCAGAAAGGGAUCAAUUAAACCUUCUCAAUUAGCUCCUUAAUUAAAUCUGAAUGGAUGCCAACGUAUGCAAUAUCCAAAGGGAUCGGUAACUGCAGUUUGAAAUUAAAUCUGGGAUAAGCCUGCAGCAUUUCAGUCCCAAGAUCUGCAGUUCCCCCUGGAAUUGCCCUGUCUGUAUCCAAACAUCAGCACUGGCGUUGUCAUGGAAGGUUGGAAAAGUCUUGGAGAGUUCGUGAAUGAGGGAGGGAUUUGCACUAAUUUUUCCCUGUGUUUUGUAUCCAUAUCCAUGUGGAAUUCAGACUAUGUUUAGCUUUAGAAACCCCUGUUAUGACAUGGAAUUGUUCAAACAGCUCCAAGUUCACCCCAGAAAAUGUCAGUUUAUCCAUGGAAAUUUCCAUAUUAUUCCCCUUUUCCCCAGCGGACUGGAAAUACAAACUAAAUUCCAAGCCUCCUUUUUCAACCCAGCUUUGAGCUUUUCCCGCUUCUUAUCCCCUUAAACCCUCCAGGUUCCAUUAUUCCCACCCUCCUUCUUCCCUGUGCGUGACCACAGGAUGUUCCAGCAAUAAUCAUUGUUUUAGGAUAAAAUUGGAGUAAUUCCAUUGUCUGUAGGUACCCCAUUUUUAUAUCUGCAUCCAAACGAGCCUAUUUUGGGAGUUUAUAUAUUUUUUAUACUUUCUAUAAACACUAUUAAUGUUUGAUGUAGCUGAAAAUGGGAUUUAAAAUGGAUGGGGGGUUGUGGGGUGUCAUUUUCCUGAAAUGUUAGAAAAAUCUGAUUUAGGAAUAACAUGGAGUUAAUCCCGCAUUUAUUCCCCUGAUUCCACACAUAAGGGGAUCCUUGAAGAUCCUCCCAGCACUUCCAGCAGCUUCUUUAUGCUCCAAUUAAACAGAUCCGGGAGGAUUUUGGCAGUUCCAUCUCUGUGGAGGAAAAUUUUAAAAAAAAAAAAUUAAUAAGAGGAGAAGCUGAAUAUUCCAUUGCUUGUGGGAUUGGGGUGCCAGUUUGGAGGCUCCGGAGCUCCUUGUCGAGGCAGUGGAAUUACGGGGAUCUGGCGGGAUAAACACUGCAGUGGAUUUUAUACAAUAAACCCAGCGAUUUUGGUUAA